AUUCGAGCCACUUUCCGAUCCCUUUUAGCUCAUACUCAACUGGAAUACGGUCUUCUUCCGCAAAUCCUUACUCCGAUCGCCUCCUAGCCACCCCGUUACUUGUCACCUUCCGUCGAUUCCCAACCUUGCGGUGUCUCGCAUCAGUUCACCAUGGCGGACAGCGAGUUCUCUCCCAAGUUCGCUCCAUUCUUCUCCUUUGCAGGAAUUGCAUCGGCUAUGAUUUUCGGAUCAUUGGGAGCAGCAUAUGGAACAGCCAAAUCUGGAAUCGGUAUCGCCGGUGUGGGAACCUUCCGUCCUGAUUUGAUUAUGAAGUCUUUGAUCCCCGUCGUCAUGUCCGGUAUCAUCGCCGUCUAUGGCCUCGUCAUCGCCGUCCUUAUCGCCGGUGAUAUGGACCCUCCCCCGACCCGGAACAUGAGUCUCUACACUGGAUUCAUGCACUUGGCUUCUGGAUUAUCGGUUGGCCUCGCAGGCGUGGCUGCCGGAUACACUAUUGGAAUUGUGGGAGAUGCGGGCGUGCGUGCGUACAUGCAACAAUCGAGGGUUUAUGUCGGCAUGAUUCUGAUCCUCAUUUUCGGCGAGGUUCUUGGUCUUUAUGGUUUGAUCGUUGGUCUUAUCCUCAACUCGAAGAGCUCCGGUUAGAGGAGUUCGGCUGGUCGUGAUCCCAUUUCUCUGUUUCCGCACUUGUUGACCGUUUCCGCUCGGGUCAACCCCCUCCAACCUUAAAUACGCCUCAUGAACUCGAGUAGGACGCACUCUGGCGGUUUUACCAGACCGAAGCUUGAACCCGAAUGCGUUAGAUUUCACAUGCACCCAUGAUAUUCAUAGUCAGUGGUGGCCUCAGAUGGUGGCCUUGGGAGUGUGUGGCUUUGAUGUACUAGUACUUGGUUUAGAUGUCUAAACAGCAAGCAUGCCAUCCUCAAGAUUAUUUCUAGUCGACUGUAUUAAAGGUU
Messenger RNA from Aspergillus aculeatus ATCC 16872, 950 nucleotides. RefSeq names its product V-type proton ATPase proteolipid subunit. Bases 151 to 639 code for a protein of 162 amino acids. The record is from RefSeq and is a predicted model, not a curated record. NCBI's taxonomy places the organism in Eukaryota, Fungi, Ascomycota, Eurotiomycetes, Eurotiales, Aspergillaceae. Gene Ontology annotation, cellular component: proton-transporting V-type ATPase, V0 domain. The transcript has 8 exons. Gene Ontology annotation, molecular function: proton-transporting ATPase activity, rotational mechanism. Gene Ontology annotation, biological process: proton transmembrane transport.